AUGACUACCCAACCCAACGAAAAAGACGUUUUAAGGGUUCCACCCAACCAUGAUAUGGAGCAAGCGGAUACUGAAGUCCAGCGUGGCGAGAUCAAGCAUGGAGAGACGCGAGACUUCGACCCAGCCCUGCAGUUUAUGGCUGAUGGCGAAAUCGAAUAUACCCCUGAAGAGUCCCGCAAAGUGUUGUUCAAGAUCGACCGAGUCCUGAUGCCUUUGCUGUGUUGGGACACACACUUGGACCCUGAGUCACAGCAAUACAGCUGGGUCUCGAGCAUUUUCUACGCUGGAUACAUAUUCUGGGAAUUUCCCACUACCUAUCUGCUACGUCGACUUCCACUAGGGAAAUAUACUUCAGCCAAUAUUCUGAUUUGGGGCGUCGUGCUUCUCUGCCAUGUCGCAGCUGAUAGUUACGCUGGACUGCUCUGUGUUCGCUUUUUCCUCGGCGCGUUCGAAGCGACAAUAACUCCGGCCUUCGUCCUGUUUACCUCCUGUUGGUAUAAACAAGAGGAGCAGGCCAAGCGUAUGGGCUUCUGGCUUGCUUGCAACGGUGUCGCUCAGAUACUGAUUGCGGCAAUCGCGUAUGGACUGUCAGGUGUGCAGGAGGCAUCUAUUCCUGUGUGGAAGAUACUCUUCCUGGUGCUUGGCUUGCCUACCGUUCUCACCGGCUUUCUUUAUUUUUGGUUCAUGCCUAACAAUCGAAUCCAGGCCAAAUUCCUGAGCCACCGCGAGAAGCAUAUUGCUGUUGAUCGCAUCAGAGGCAAUUUUCAAGGCAUUGGGAACCGUACUUGGAAAUGGGCACAUUUCUUCGAAGCAUUCCGGGAUCCACGCACAUACCUCUACGUUCUAUUUUCAUUCUUGAUGAAUAUUCCAAAUGGAGGAAUCACUACCUUCGGUUCUCUCAUUAUCAGCUCUUUCGGCUUCUCUAGCCGGAUGUCCCUCAUGCUUAACAUGCCAAUGGGUCUUGUUGAUAUCUCCUGCAAGCUGGGGUUGACGUACAUGUCGGACAGGUUACUUGACCGAACCCUCUUUGCCAUCAUCGCUAUCCUUAUACCUAUGGUUGGCGGCAUCUUGAUGAUUGUCCUUCCCCUUCACGCAAAAGCCGGCUUGUUGGUGGGUUACUAUUGUAUCGGUGCUGCCGGGACCUCGUGGUGUUUGGUCAUGGUGAUGAUAUCUAACAAUACGCUGGGUUACACCAAGAAGGCAACUGUGAAUGGUCUUCAGAUAUUGGCCUAUGCUGCUGGAAACUGGAUCGGACCGCAGACGUUCCGCUCGAAUCAAGCGCCGGAGUACUUCGACGGCAAGUUGCUCGUUGCCAUCAUGUACGCUCUGGCAGCGGCUACCUUACUGGUAAUUCGUCUGGUGAACAUUAUGGAAAAUAAGAAACGCGACCGGCAGGCAAGUUCUGAUCCCGACCGCGAGAACGUUAUUGUUGGGACUGAGUUCCUCGAUUUGACGGAUUUCGAGCAGCCAGCCUUCCGCUAUGUGCUCUGA
Molecule: messenger RNA, 1491 nt
Organism: Aspergillus welwitschiae
Lineage: Eukaryota; Fungi; Ascomycota; Eurotiomycetes; Eurotiales; Aspergillaceae
Product: major facilitator superfamily domain-containing protein
Exons: 3
Coding region: 1-1491 (496 amino acids)
Biological process (GO): transmembrane transport
Cellular component (GO): membrane
Molecular function (GO): transmembrane transporter activity
Source: RefSeq, a predicted model, not a curated record